Messenger RNA from Oryza sativa Japonica Group (Japanese rice), 4969 nucleotides. RefSeq lists its product as uncharacterized. Lineage: Eukaryota; Viridiplantae; Streptophyta; Magnoliopsida; Poales; Poaceae. The record is from RefSeq and is a predicted model, not a curated record.
CACCGCACCGCCCAUUUCGCUUUGCACACCUCAACCCUCCCGUCCCCUCCCCUCCUCUCCUCUCCUCUCCUCCACGCCGACCACUCCCCAUCCCCAUCUCUCUCCCCUCACCGCCGCCGCCGCCGCCGCCGCCGCAGAGCAGGACGCUUCGGGUGGCGCGGGGGAGGGCAAGGCCGAUCCGAAGCUCAUCGGCGGGAGGUUGCCCCCCCACGCGAUUUCCACCGGUUCCGGGGGUGGGGGUUCGAUCCGCGCGGAGCCGACGGCGGGUGCGGGGGCCGUGCCGUGAGGUCCGCCGCCGCCGCCGUUCCCGGGGUGUAGGGUUUUUGGGUUCCCGGCCCGGCGAGCGAAGCAUUGGUUGGCGUGGCCGCGGCGGGUUGUUUUGUUUUUUUGCUAUGGGGAUGGUGCCCAACGGGCUCCUGCCCAAUGCGUCGGCCGGGGUCACGAGGCGGCUCGACGGCGAGCGGUGGGCCGCCGCGGAGGUGCGGACCGCGGAGCUGAUCGCGCGCAUCCAGCCCAACGCCGACUCCGAGCGGCGGAGGCGCGCCGUCUACGACUACGUGCGGCGCCUCAUCACGAACUGCCUCUCGUGCCAGGUUUUCACAUUUGGAUCGGUCCCUCUGAAGACUUACUUACCUGAUGGUGACAUUGAUGUCACUGCUUUUAGUGAUAGUGAAGAAUUGAAGGAUACUUGGGCUAACUUGGUUCGGGAUGCAUUGGAGCAUGAAGAGAAAAGUGAAAAUGCUGAAUUUCGUGUAAAAGAAGUUCAGUAUAUACAGGCGGAGGUAAAAAUUAUUAAGUGUCUUGUGGACAACAUUGUUGUUGACAUAUCAUUUAAUCAAGUUGGUGGAUUGUGUACACUUUGUUUCCUUGAAGAGGUUGAUGCCUUGAUCAGUCAGAAUCAUUUAUUCAAGAGGAGUAUUAUAUUGAUAAAGGCAUGGUGUUUCUAUGAGAGUCGUAUUCUUGGAGCUCACCAUGGUCUUAUAUCUACCUAUGCAUUGGAGACCCUGGUUCUGUACAUUUUUCAUGUGUUCAACAAUUGUUUUACUGGACCACUGGAGGUAUUAUACCGUUUCUUAGAAUUCUUCAGCAACUUUGACUGGGAGAAAUUUUGUUUGAGUUUGUCGGGUCCUGUUCCUAUAAGUUCACUUCCAGAUAUGACUGCGGAGCCACCACGGAUGGAUGCUGCUGAAUUGUUGCUGAGCAAGUCCUUCCUUGAUAAAUGCAGUUAUGCAUAUGCAGUUACACCUCGCAUCCAGGAGAGCCAGGGUCAACAACCAUUUGUUUCAAAGCACUUCAACGUUAUUGAUCCUUUACGGACAAACAAUAACCUUGGAAGGAGUGUAAGUAAAGGCAAUUUCUUUAGGAUACGCAGUGCGUUUUCCUUUGGGGCGAAAAGGUUGGCAAAGUUACUCGAAUGUCCAAAAGAAGAUCUAAUUGCUGAAGUAAAUCAGUUCUUCACAAAUACAUGGAUAAGACAUGGUAGUGGCAAUCGUCCUGAUGCACCUACACUAGGUCUGGUUCAUCAGCAUCAUCUGAAGGUUGUCCCUGCUGAAGCAUCAAAUAGUCAGAGAAGUGCGAUGGCACUCAAGAAAAACGCUGAAAAUCCUAAUAUUCGUGCUAACCAGGAUAAUCUCAGUGAAAAUGCUAAUAGCUAUCCUGAAGCUACUUCUCAGCCACUUCAGAGAAGUGUUCUACACCCGAGAAAUUCACUGAGAACAGUCAACCCUUCUGAUUCUCAUGCUCAUCACCAAAAAGUUCAUGUGACACAUGCCAAUACAAAGGUCUCUGAGCAGCUUGAAAGAAACAGUUCUGAUGGAUCAAUGCAAAAUGAAAGGAACAAGACAGUACCAAAUUCUCUCUUUGUUAAUGAUAGAAAUGGGCAAAACAGGUCUCGGUUUGCAAGAACCCGCUCUAGUCCUGAACUAACGGACCCUUCUGUUGAAGGAUAUUCUCGUGGAAGACGGACUGGAGUGGUUGAAAUGGACAAAUCUUUGAAGGUUGAUUACAAUAGCAGAAGAAACAACUUGGCUCCAGAAGUUUCUAGCAGCCACAUCACUAAGUCUUCACAGGAUGAGUCAGUGUCUUCGAUGAACAGUUCAUCUCACUAUAGUGGGAAAGCAGCUUCUGACUCAAACAGUGUGUCAAGCAGCUACCGCGAAGAUAAUGGUUUCAUAAUGAACGAAGAACUUCCUUCUGUAUCUGAGGCAUCAGAUAAACAGCAAGAGGAGCAAGUCCUAGUUAAUUUAAUGUCAUCAGCUAAAUUGCAUGACUUCAACGGGCAAGUUCAAUUGCCAAUAGAAAUGCCGCCUCAUUUUUCGGUGGCACCCUCCCCUUUACUUGCACCAGCAGCUUUUCCCCCAAAACAUUUUGCUGGAAUUCCACCAACUAGCUUAAUUGGGGCUCCAUGGUCCAAUAUGCAUUUGAUCCAUGGAUAUGUUUCACCACCCAUGGCCCAUUAUGUCCAAAACCAUACUUUCGCACCAAACAUCGAAGAAGGUAACGAGAGUGAGAAACCUAUUACACCAGAUGCGAGUCGUGAUGAUGGCAACAAUUGGCAUGAGUAUGGUGUUGGAUUUCCUAGAUAUUUUAAUCAUCAAGGAAGAGAUCCACAGAUGCGCCACUUUAAUGGAAAAGAGCAUUCCUCUUCACCUAACAGUGUAUCUGGUGCCCCCUUUGAAAGACAGGGAGAGAUUGCUGUUGAGGAUAAUGGAGCAGUAGAAGAGAAUUAUACCAACAUGUUUCAAAACCAAACAAGUAGACAAGCCAGCAUAAAUACUCGAAUAGGUAGUGGAAAUGCAAGAAUCCCUUCUUCACAAUCCGGUUUGUCAAGAAACAAAGCUAUGCCUGAGAAUUCAUGGGGUGAAUCAGCUGGAAAUACAACAAGAUCAUUGAGGGACAAAUGGGGAAAAAGGCCUGCCUUUGCAGCACCUGACACAACUACACAUAGCAAAAAUAAUACUGGUUGGCAGACUGGAAAUGCUUCUGAGCAUAUCCCCCCAGAGGUUGAUGAUGGUGCCCGGAAUGGGGUUAUAGUACCAAACAUUAGACAUGAGGCCUCUGACAUAAUAACAGGGUCUGGCUCAACAGCAUCAAGAACUAGUCAAGUGCCAAAUGAUUUUGAACCAUCACAGAUUGGCAUGCCUAAUCCACUGUUUGCACCUCUUUUUAUUGGAUCCCCUCAGCAGAGACAAUCUGGUAAUGGCGGACUGACUUUUAUUCAAACAGGUCCAGCGGUUCCUUUUUUGAUGUUGCCAUAUGCUCCUGGGAAUGAUGGAUCUGUUCCACAGUUUGAGAGGAAUGAAGGGGUUGAUCAACUUCCUGUCAAUAUUGCUGUCCAAAAUUUUAGUUCACUCAACAAUGUUCACCAUCCUGAUAUCAAUGCUACCUCAACAGCUUCAUCCAGUACUGCAGGUGAUCCAUCUGAAGAGCAAAAGCCUGACAUUUUGAACAGCGAUUUUGAUAGCCAUUGGUGUAAUUUACAAUAUGGACGGUCAUGCCAAAACCCGCGCCCCAUGAAUCCUGUGUUAUACCCCUUUGCAGUGCCACCAAUGUAUUUGCAGGGCCAUGUUCCAUGGGAUGGGCCUGGCAGACCAGCUUCAACAAAUGUUAACUGGACCCAGAUGGUCCCCCCCAGCCAACGAAUCUAUCCUAUGAUGCCUCUACAACCUUCUUCUGAAAGAAUUACUGGUGGUCCACAGCACCACACGGAGGAUGCGCCCAGAUACCGUGGUGGCACAGGAACUUACUUGCCAAAUCCUAAGGUUCCAUUUAAGGACCGACACUCAGGCUCAAGAAACCACAGAGGAAAUUAUAACACUGACAAGGGUGACCAUAAUGAUAAAGAAGGAAAUUGGAUAAAUUCAAAACAACGAAAUCCUGGCCGCAGCUAUGGACGUAGCCACUCAGAGAGGUCUGGCAUACGAUCGGAUAGACAAGCAGCAGAUGAAAACCAGUAUGAUAGGCAGCGGCGAUCUUAUAGAAAUGAUUCAUACAGGCAUGAGACAGGCGCCCAAUCUUCUGGAUCAACAAACUAUAUACGCAGACCAGGGAACAUGACACAUGGGGAUCCAUCACCAUCUGCUUCAAAUGGUAUCGGUGCCCUUUCUGGGUCUUCAGCUCCAUAUUUCAUGUACUACUCAUGUGAACCAGGCACAAAUCACGGUUCUUCAUCUGAACCACUUGAAUUUGGUUCACUUGGGCCAGUUCCUACAGCUGAUGGUGGUGACAUGCCACGACCCACUCGCCAAGCAAUGCCCAAUGAGUUUUAUGGGCAAAGGCAUGUUGCAUUUAGGGGUGGCUCCUCUCAUUCAUCUCCUGAUCAACCAUCAUCACCUCAAACUCGCAGUCCGUUCUGAUCUCCUAAUCUGAUGGCUGGUCGCAUUGAAUCCGGUGCUUAUGGUUGGUUUGGUGAUGAGCUACCCAGAAAGCAAUUGUGCUCUGGCAGCUGAUACCGAAUACUUUUAGCGGCCUCACCAGAAUUUACUUCAGUCCGACGAUACAUCAGAUUUAUCAUAGCACUACCUGAUAUCGGCAGCACCAACCUUCUGAUUUCUGAACAAGCCAUACAACUUGGAACCCUGAAUAUCUUCAUGAAGAAUUAACCUAAAGGAUAAGCUCGAGGAUUAACUGAGAGUGCCACCCUUCUCUGUAAUAUUACCGUCAAAAGAUGACUAUUAAUGCUGAAGGAAGGAGAAGGAUUGGCUUUUCAACCUUGAAAAGCAUGGAAAAUUAUUGGUGGACAAAUGUAACUGAAUGAAUGAGAUAUUCUCUUGUCUACAGGUAGAAGAGAGAUCGUGUACUCUAGUUUACAUACAACAAAACUUUUCACAUUAGAUGUACUAGAUUUUAGGCGAAUCCUCAACAGCAAAUUGAACGGUUCUGUUUCUAGCAUCCUUUGACUCAGUAAAAAAAUUAAAGUUGGUACUCAUUUUUCUGGUGUCUGCUUGUUUAUUCCUGGUGCUUGCUUUUA